AUGGGUGGUAAAAUUGGCAGAGCCAUAGUAAGAGUGAUAGAGAAGUUACCCCUUUUUACUUGGGUACUGUUCCCUAUUUAUAGGGAAGUGAAAGUGGGAGGUUUGCACAAAGUUUCGAUGUGGGACUUUGUGCAAAUCGCUAUGGUGGUGACACAUGUCUUGGAGAUUAGGUUUGGCAGUUUGGGAGCUUCACCAGUAGAGAGCUUUAGCAGGUGUCUAGCACCUUGGAAGAGUGUCUUUCUUCGGCAAUGGAGAAGGCGUAUCUGCCUUGGUGCUAGUCGUUUUAAGGAUGGAUAUGCUCGGUUGAUUAUGGUGUAA
Messenger RNA from Prunus armeniaca (apricot), 318 nucleotides. The record is from the annotation of a GenBank genome assembly. Lineage: Eukaryota; Viridiplantae; Streptophyta; Magnoliopsida; Rosales; Rosaceae.